AUGGCCACGAUUUCAAUCAGUGCACCGGGUGCGAGCACCGGAUUCCUUUACAACAACGGCUCAAAUAAUGCACGUCUAUGCAUCACAGCCGAGACCGCCGACUUCGAUACGGAGACCAUCCAGAAUUGGCAAGAUGAGGGUUUCGAUGUUGUCUACUUGCCCUAUGAUGGUGGUGGAAAGGAAUAUGAAAACCAGCUCAAGUCCAUCAAAAACGGACUUGGUGUCGGCGAGAACUACGGGGUACUUGCAUUCGGGGAUGCCGCAAACUACUGUCUUGACUACUACCUCAAACCCACCAAUGCCAGUCGUCUCUGUGUGCUUGUCGCGUACUAUCCUAGCAACAUCCCCGAUACCCGAUCUCGUUUCCCGUUCUCCCUUCAAGUGUUGGUGCACCUCGCGGGUACGUCAGUGGAUGUGACCACCAUCCCCACUGCGUUGGGUCUACAAGGCAAGAAGCGCCGCAGGACUCGACCGAUCAACCUUGGAAUCGGGACUGGUGGGCGCUUGGAACUAGCAUAUCCGGCGUUCACAUACGACUCUGCGCAACCUGGGUUUGCAGAGCACGACCUCGAUGAAUAUGACCAUUUGGCGUGCGAACUUGCUUGGACCAGGACACUGCAGGUUGUAAGGAAGGGCUUUUCCAGGGAUGCGGAUCUGGAGAGACGUUGGGAGCUGCACGAAGAAAGUAAAUUCUUCGCCUCGAAUAUUGCAAAGACGAUGGCUGGGUAUGUGGAGCAUAAAACACCGUCUGUUACGUACGCCCCAACAUUGAGCGGCGGCAUUGGUUCACAGGCCCUGCGUCGUUUCUACGAACACUAUUUCGUUGGAAAACUGCCGCCAUCCAUGCGACUCCGGUUGUUAUCUCGUACCGUGGGAGCAGACCGUGUAGUCGACGAGCUCUAUGUGGCAUUCGAACACACCCAGGAAGUCCCAUGGAUGCUGCCGGGGGUGCCGCCAACCAACAGGCGCGUUGAGAUUAUUUUGGUCAGUAUCGUCAGCAUGCGUGCCGGGCGUCUUUACUCAGAGCAUGUGUACUGGGAUCAAGCUAGUGUACUCGUGCAGGUUGGACUUCUCGAUCCCAAACUAGUCCCAAAGAAUGUGCAAGGGGUCGACCGACUCCCCGUUGUGGGCCGCGAAGCUGCUCGUCGUAUUCUUCACGAAGAUCCCGAGGUCGAACAGGAAGACUACCACAACCGGCUUAUCCGUCGUGCUCAUGCCCGGGCCAAGAAGGAGUGCAGUCCUCGCUCUUCGCACCUCGUGGAAGAUUCUGGUGCAGAGCUCAAGAGCGAAGUCGAGCAUCCAUUAUCGACCAACAAAGGAAGCAAGGGCAAGUCAGUCCAUGAAUCCAGGCCUGCGGGACCACAGCGCACUCCCACGGGGACUAUUCAAUAUGAGGAAUCACACGAGCAGACUCCAGGGGAGGAUGAAGGCGCUGCGACUGAGACUGAAUCUGGUGCCGAGACGAAAACAAAUACCGGGGACCAUGCUGCCUACGUUGAAGAUGAAGAUGAUAAUGAUAAUACCUUGGAUCCUUGA
Penicillium alfredii is the source of this 1536-nucleotide messenger RNA. Its product is annotated as dienelactone hydrolase. Gene Ontology annotation, biological process: polyketide metabolic process. The record is from RefSeq and is a predicted model, not a curated record. NCBI's taxonomy places the organism in Eukaryota, Fungi, Ascomycota, Eurotiomycetes, Eurotiales, Aspergillaceae. The transcript is spliced from 3 exons. Bases 1 to 1536 code for a protein of 511 amino acids.